CGGGACCUAACGGCGCUCCGCAAAACCUGUCAUCGCAUGAGAAAGCAAAGCACAACGAAAACUGAGGUUUACAGCUGUGACAACUUAAAGAAUGAAUGGAACGGGUUGCGGCAACUUUGACAACCAAGAACAUGUCCUCAAACUAGGGGAGACCUUUGAGAAACACCCUAAAAGUGCCUACCAUACAGUGCGAUAUGACUUCAAACCAGCCUCUAUUGACACAACCUGUGAAGGAGAGCUAGAAGUUGGAAAAGGAGAGCAAGUUACUAUUACCUUGCCCAAUUUAGAGGGGUCAAGUGCUCCAGUAACAGUCUUCAAGGGAUCCAAGAGGCCAUACAUGAAGGAGUGCAUCCUCAUUGUGAACCACGAUACAGGAGAGUAUAGACUGGAGAAACUCAACAGCAACAUAGCUGUGAAGAAGACCAGGGCUGAGGGCAGCAGCAAAAUUCACUCUCGCCUGGAGCAGCAGACCAGUCGCCUUAGCCAACAGGUGAAGAGCACCACCACCACCAGCAGCAGUAGUAAGACCUCUACCAGCUCGAAGAGCUCUCCUGUCAAAGAAAAGACCUCUCCGGCGUCUCCCAUGGAUGACAUUGAGAGAGAAUUAAUGGCAGAGGCGCGGGUCAUGGACCAGCUGAGCAGCGGCGGCAGCUCCUCGGACUCCAACAGCUCGUCAUCCUCCAGCAGCGAGGAAAGCUCCAGCAGCAGCGACUCGGAGGGCGAACAGGCUCGUGCACCGCCCUCAGCACCUCCUAACCAGAGCAUGCCCAUCAUCACCACCAGCUCCAACAAACCCAGCCACCAUCAGGAAAGCGGAGGGGGAAUUAUGAACACUCUAAAGAGUGACCUCCAGCUGAGUGAAUCGGGCAGUGAAAGUGAUGACUGAAGGGUGUAAAGAUGUCCAACAACAUGAGAAGAAAUCCCUGAAGAUUUAAGGAGCCAGUAGCAAAUCUGUGUUUCUCCUCCUUCGUCGCAGGAGAGCCUCACAGUCAGAUAAGAUCAUAAUGUGUUACAUCUCACGUCUGCUUUGUUAUUGUAUAGAUCCUUUUUGAGCAGCCUUUAUCGAGAGACAUUUGUAGUUGGAUAAAUAAUUGACAAAGAAAAUGUAAAAGGUGGAAUGACAUAUCCACAGUCUGGUGCCUGAGUCUCCUCUGAUGCUUCUGCAUUCUCACUUCACAAUAAUAAGAGCCGUUUCUGUGCCUUAUGGAAGUUGUGUGUUCUCAGUUUGUGCAACAUGUUCUGGAUUUGUUUUUGAAGCCUCCAUGAUAAUUCCUUUUAGUUUAGUUGACUGUGGAUCAAAAAGAAACUAUCAUUUUCACUUAAUAGAACAUGUAUCCAAAGGCUCCAUGAAGGAAAAUUCUUAUGCUCUUAACACCCAAGAUUUUCAGUCACUGGAGUUUACAAAACUAAAAUCUGUCAGAAAAGCAGCUGAAAGACAACAACUGCCUACUUGAGUUUGUAGUCAGAAAAUAUUCAUCUGUAGCUUUAUUUUGAAUUAUCCCAGCCCUUUGCACUAUAGCUUAGCACGCUUCAUUUAUUUAAAAUGCUGAUAAUCUCCACAUCUUUAGUGAAAUACGUGAUGUUUGACAGAAUAGUGCAUUACUUAUAUGCUUUGUUACUUCAGCCUGCAAUACUUGAAUCUAAAUAAUUAUCUCUCGAAACUUGACCAAACGUAGCUUAGGAAGAGCAAGUUACGAGCAGAUCGCUGCAACUCUGGUGAUGGAUCACCUAGGGAGCAUGUUCCUUUUCUUGUUCCGUCAGCCAGUUUGAUGGCAUAAGAAGGCCACGUUCCUGCCCACCUGCCAAGUGGCUUAAAAAUAAAGCUGCUGGUUUAACAUUUAUUUUUCUACGCCUACUGUGGAUUUUCACCUAGGAGGAACAUUGACAACCAUUUUGUGAGAGAUGUGUGAAUGAAUUAAAGAUUUUACUUGUC
Molecule: messenger RNA, 1933 nt
Organism: Oryzias latipes (Japanese medaka)
Lineage: Eukaryota; Metazoa; Chordata; Actinopteri; Beloniformes; Adrianichthyidae
Gene: eaf2
Product: ELL associated factor 2
Biological process (GO): transcription elongation by RNA polymerase II
Cellular component (GO): super elongation complex
Molecular function (GO): transcription elongation factor activity
Source: RefSeq, a predicted model, not a curated record